Salpingoeca rosetta is the source of this 3026-nucleotide messenger RNA. RefSeq names its product TK protein kinase. Gene Ontology annotation, cellular component: signaling receptor complex; membrane. The record is from RefSeq and is a predicted model, not a curated record. NCBI's taxonomy places the organism in Eukaryota, Choanoflagellata, Craspedida, Salpingoecidae. The coding region runs from base 6 to 2975 and encodes 989 amino acids. Gene Ontology annotation, molecular function: G protein-coupled receptor activity; ATP binding; transmembrane receptor protein tyrosine kinase activity. The transcript is spliced from 28 exons. Gene Ontology annotation, biological process: G protein-coupled receptor signaling pathway; protein phosphorylation; multicellular organism development.
CCUCAAUGACGCCAAACUCGUUUGGGAAGCGUUGCACAACAACGAGACGGAGGCGGCCGGUUGUCGUCGUUUGGUCACACCACACCCCGACCACCAUGCCACCAAUGGCGGCUAGAUUGCCGCUGGCCUGGCUGACCUUGGCUCUGCCGCUGCUGGUGCUGCUGGUGGCGGUCCCACCAAGCCCAACAGCAGCAGCAUCUGCCACACAGCCGGCCACAGAUGCGGCCACGCAAAUCAACGUCACUGCCAUGAUUAACCAGACGCUUGUCGCAAGACAGACACCGCGCACCCUCCGAAUCGGCUACAUGGCCACGAGGAGCUUCUAUGGCAAGUUUGUGAUUGGCGGGUUCCUAGCGGAGCUGAUCAUGCGGGCAGCCAACGAGUUCUGGCAAGCGCAAGGGGACCAGAUCCAAGUCGAGCUCGUGUACGGAGAGGCGUCCACGACCACAACAGAGUCUGCCAGCACGCGCUGCGCUGCAGUUGCCAACCAGCUCGUGCAGGAGGAUGUGCACGUGGUCAUUGGCCCACCAUCCAGCGCAUGCUCCCAGCCGUCCGCCGCCGUUUUCGGGCAGGCAGGCAUCCCUCAGAUCUCACACAGCGCCACCUCCCAAGCGCUCAGCGACAAGGACACCUUUCCGACAUUCUUCCGCAUCCCACCGUCGGAUGCGCGCCAAGCAAAAGUGCUUGCAGGCAUUGCCGCCGGCUGCAGCUGGUCCUCCAUCGGCAUCAUUGCCACGACGGACGCGUGGGGGCAGGGCCUGGUCAACACGCUGUACACGGAGCUCGCCAAGCAGAACAUCACCGUCGGACAGCAGCUGCUCCUGCCACAGGGCCGACCGCUGGAGAACAUCACGGCAGAGUUUCAACAGUACAAGCGCAGCAGCGUCUCCAGCGUCAACAUCCUCAUCGCCCUUCGCGAGGAUGCCAUCCAGUUUGUGAGCGCGGCCAUCGCUGUUGGCAUGACGGGUCCAGGGUGGACAUGGCUUGCCUCUGACGGGGUUGCGACGAAUACGGGCAUCACGAGCGACCUGCUCGAGUUCAUGGCGGGCAUGGUUGGUGUGCAGCCCCUCUCUGUCAGCGGCCCGCUCAGCACCGCAUUCCACACCUUCCCAGACAGCCUGAAGUAUUCUGCGUAUGUACAGGACACGUCCAUUCCCAGCUUCUCCUCGCGCCUCUUUGACGCCGUCAGCGCCGCCCGCAUCGCUGCAAACACAGCGCCCCACUGGAACGGCACGCACGCAGACAAGCAGAGAAUGAUGUUGUCGCAGCUGCGGUCGUUCAACUCCGUUGCCUCGGGCAUCCCUGGUGCUUCCAGCGAAACCAUCUUCUUUGAUGACAAGCAGGACGGCCCUGCGUUCUACGAAGUGGUGAACGUCGUUGAUGCUGCUUACGUUCGUGUUGCACUCGUCGAAGCAGGCACUUUUGCUCCAACCAACACGCCUGUGCAAUGGGCAGAUCCGACCAGGACCGGCUUCACGUCGUGCCCAUCCCAACUGCCUCCCCGCGAACCCGUCCAAGGGGGCACGUCCGACAUCAACAACUCGCUUGUGAUUGUUGUUGCCCUGCUGGCCGUUCUAUUUGUGAUUGUCACCGUCGUCUCCGUGAUUGCCUACAAACGCAACAAGGUGAAGCAGACACCGCACGACUUCUCCGAGGACCUGAAGGAGACGGGGCUCGGCACGGAUACCGACGUCCUGCUCCCCCCGCAAGAGCUGCGACGCAACACGAUCAAGAUUGGGGAGAAGCUUGGUGCUGGCCACUACGGACAGGUGUUCAAGGGCUCGCUCGACCAGUCCCUGGCAAGGGGUCUUCCCCACCGGCAGGUUGCAAUCAAGAUGUGUCAUGAUAACGCGACAGCACAAGACGUCACGUCUCUGCUGAAGGAGGCGGCGUACAUGGCCCAGUUCAAAGGACACGUCAACGUGGUUGGCCUGGUUGGCGUUGUGACGCGCGGGCGGCCCGUGAUGGUCGUGAUGGAGUUCUGCGAGCACGGCAGCCUUGACCGCUAUCUGCGCACCACCUUCCAGCGCGUGCAGCUGUCCUUCAUCUCCAAACUUCGCAUGGGCUUGGAUGUGGUCGAAGGCAUGUGCUUCAUCAGCAGCAAAAGUGCCAUUCAUCGCGACUUGGCGUGCCGAAACAUUCUCGUCACGCAAGACUUCGUCUGCAAGAUCACUGACUUUGGACUGGCGCGGAAGGAGACGCACUACACAUCCACGUCGCACACGGUGCCCAUCAAGUGGACUGCUCCAGAAGCCUUGUCGAAGGGACGGUUCAGCACCAAGUCGGACGUGUGGAGCUUCGGCGUGUGCAUGUGCGAGAUUUUCCUCAACGGUAGCUCGCCGUAUCCAGGACAGUCCAACGAGGCCGUGCGCGUUGGCCUCACAUGCGGCUACCUCAGACACCCGCAGGUGCCGGGGAUGCCGGACAACCUCUAUGCCAUCCUCAAGAAAUGCUGGGCAGAGGAACCUGAACACCGCCCCACCUUUGCCGAGCUCCGACAACAACUUAUCUAUUUGAUUGAUGACGACCCUGCACUCUCCAUGCUGCGGCUGCAAGAAAAGGCCAUUCACAGCGACUCUGUGUCCAUGAAUUCAAGUCGAAACAACUUGGCUGCCUCUAUGGAAGGGCGGACAUCACGGUCCCCGAGUGUGACGGAGAACACGAUAGAGACGUUCACAGCUGUUGGCAUCACAGAGGAAGCUGACAUCAACCACGAUCAUGAUGACGAUGGUGAAGGCAAUGAUGAUGGUGGUGGUGGUGGUGAAGGCGAUCGCGCUGGCGAUUCUGACGACGAACAUGGUAAUUGUGAUUCCACGAGACACGCCACGCAGCAGCAACAUGCCCACUCACCCGCCGUCAUCACCAUCCAACCUGAUGACGGUAUCAUGCGGACAACAUCGCCGCACAUGAGCAAUUCCGGAUUUGUUGCGCAGCGCCCCUAUUCCGACCAACGCGCAGACUCCAGCUUUGUUUGAGACGUGUGUGUGUGUGUGUGUGUGUGUGUCUGUGUGUCUGUGUCUGUGCGU